Notolabrus celidotus (New Zealand spotty) is the source of this 2435-nucleotide messenger RNA. RefSeq names its product GRAM domain containing 2Aa (gene gramd2aa). NCBI's taxonomy places the organism in Eukaryota, Metazoa, Chordata, Actinopteri, Labriformes, Labridae. The coding region runs from base 281 to 1219 and encodes 312 amino acids. Gene Ontology annotation, molecular function: phosphatidylinositol-4,5-bisphosphate binding. Gene Ontology annotation, cellular component: organelle membrane contact site; endoplasmic reticulum membrane; extrinsic component of cytoplasmic side of plasma membrane. The record is from RefSeq and is a predicted model, not a curated record. Gene Ontology annotation, biological process: regulation of store-operated calcium entry. The transcript is spliced from 12 exons.
AGCCCACACUGGGCUAUAGGUAAGCUCAACCCACCUCACUGAGGAGGACACACUUCUGAGGAGGUCACAGCUCCGUCAGCAGCUCCUCGCCUCAGCUCUGCAGCCUUCAGACGAACAGGAGUUACUUUUUAUGGGUUUUUUUCGUGGAUAAAGAAAAGUGAAAUGAUAUGACCGGCUGUUACAGAGAAAUGCAGCUCACGCAAGACGAGUUUCACGGAGCUACAGGGCGACAACACGGCGGAGAAAAUCGCGACAGUCUGUGAGCUACAGGGCCAGGAGCAUGACUGAGCAGCAGGAGCAUAGCGAAGAGACAGGCCUGAUCUCAACACAGGACCUGGAGCCGUCCAAGGAGGACGACACACACGGCCAAUUCAGGUUUCAGCUGAUUGAAGACCUGUCCUAUGAAGAUGUCAAGAAAUGUUACCGUGGCUCGACUGUCAGCAAGUACAACUCGCAGUACCACAAACUGUUCCAGUGCGUGCCCAAAGAUGAGAUCCUGAUGAAAGUGUACUCCUGUGCUCUGCUCAGAGAUAUCCUUCUACAAGGUCGACUCUACAUUUCCAGAAACUGGCUGUGUUUCUAUGCAAACCUUUUCGGUAAAGACAUAAAGGUGGCUAUCCCUGUUGUUUCUGUGAGGCUGGUGAAGAAGCACAAAACAGCGGGACUCGUGCCCAAUGGCUUGGCUAUCACCACAGACACUGGCCAGAAGUAUGUAUUUGUAUCUCUGCUAUCAAGAGACAGUGUGUACGAUGUCCUACGCAGGAUCUGCACACACCUACAGGUCAACGGUAAGAGUCUGAGCUUGAAGCAGUUCAUGGAGGAGCCGACCUUAUCGUUGGACGAGUUUCCGGCUGCAGAUGAGUUUCCAGCAGUUGCUGAAUUCCCAUCAGUGUUGAAGUGGAGAAGGAAACCCUCAGUGGUGUCUGUCUCCUCCUCCCUUCCUGACCUGCUGGGUAACUCGACCAGCAGCCUGAGCCCAGCUGACGUACCCUUCAAAUCAGAGCAACUGCUGGAAGAGCGAGCUCUGCAGACAGACAGAGGUCUUUUAUCAGAGCCGGUGACAGAGCUGGGCCAGAUGGAGUACCAGCUGCUCAAGUUCUUCACCCUGCUUAUUAUUCUCCUCAUCUUGUCAUCGUGCUACCUGGCCUUUCGAGUGUGCAGUCUGGAGCAGCAGUUGUCCUUCCUCAGUAAUCCAAAUCUACCCCUAAGAGAGAGGUAACCACUGCUCUCUGCUGUGAUUGGCUGCUACUUCCUCUCUUCAUGCUUUGAGUUGAUGCUGCCCUUCUGCAACCGAUCCAGGACCAGCCUCAAAGCCCAGAGAACAUCAACCCCGAACCCUGCCACACAUGAAAGAGCCACGUCAAUCCAUGUCCAGGCGUCUGAAGGACCUCCCCUGAGCGGGAUGAGUCCCUACUUAGUGAUCACUUCCAGGCUAUGCAAAGAGACUUGUUUAUUUAUUAUUUCUGACUUUAAAGUAGAUUUUACUGUAAAUAACGAUUGCCCUCUUCCUCCCACAUGACACUGAAAUGUAAAGCCCUUUAACCCUUAAAUAGUGAGCAGAUCACAGUUGCUUUCUGAGGCACCGAUGGAUGGGUGUUGAAGGAUAGAAAGAGAUAAUUCAAGACAUUAAUAUCUUGUAAAGCUGUUCUUAAAAGAUGUUUUAGCCAAGUUUUUUAUAACUCAUUCAAAUCAUCUUACAUAUUUUGUUUGCAAACAAACAGACUAAUCCUAAUGCUUUUUGUUUUUUUUCUGGUGAGCUCUUGCCACAUCCCUCUGUAGGAAAGCUACAACAACAAUGCACUUUUAUAAUAUGUCCACAUAUCAAAUAUAUGCAACUAUUUUAAAAGUUAAGAUCUUAUUUUUGCGUGAUGAUAGGUACUCAGAUGUCACUUCUGAAGGUAUUUAUGGAAAGGAGAAAUUCUAAACUUGACUGAAUGAAGUUACCUGCCAUCAAACUGUUGUGUGCUGGAGAUAAUAGAUAUGGUUAUGAGAUAUAAUGUGAAUGAGAUGGUUAGGUAGGUGAAAUGCUUAAUUUAUAGUUUUUAGUUGUUCUAAUUUGCUGUGUGAAAAGAAAUACCCAGUGUGUGUUUUUUUGUACCUUAAAAAUGAAGUCACCAAAGACUAAUACAUGAGUGUUUAUGUUAUCAUCUGUGUGUCUGGGGAUAUUUUAUUGAAUUUGCAGAAAUGAUAAAAUGUCCUAGACUAGUUUGUGAAAUUGGUAUAAAUUAAAUUGGAGACACACCAUAGAUAAAUAAUGUUUUUGGGCUUUUUCUUUAGCGUCCCCUGCUAACCUGACUCUGCGUACAGGACCACCAUGAAAAGCCUCGACUCCAACAGCACAGCAAAUUUCUGUAACCUAAACACCCAGCCUAAAUCAUAAAACUGGAACAGGAUGUUGGCUGAAGCACUAGAUGCUUAAUAAAUUAAAUAUGGAG